Aplysia californica (California sea hare) is the source of this 764-nucleotide messenger RNA. RefSeq names its product fibrinolytic enzyme, isozyme C. Gene Ontology annotation, molecular function: serine-type endopeptidase activity. Gene Ontology annotation, biological process: proteolysis. Lineage: Eukaryota; Metazoa; Mollusca; Gastropoda; Aplysiida; Aplysiidae. The record is from RefSeq and is a predicted model, not a curated record.
GUGUACUCCAGGAGGCGAUGGGUACAUAUAUGUGGAGGAGCCAUCUUAUCUCCUUCUGUGGUGGUCACUGCUGCACACUGCUUCACCUUCUGGGGCACGCUGACUACAACAAGGCCAACAAACCAGGUCCAAAUGACAUCGGCCUGUUGUUCCUAGAGGACCCUCUUGACCUCACAGGUUUCUACGUCACAGAGGCCAGGCUGGCUCGUCCAGGGGAGACUUUUAUUGGACAGAGAUGCGUCAUCGCUGGAUGGGGAAGAACUAGAGGUUCGAACACUAGACUGCCAAAAACGCUGCAGUCGGUUGAGGUACCAGUCAUCACCCUGGAGCUGUGUCGCCGGUACUGGCUGAUCAACAACCGGUCCAACCUUGCCAACAGCAACCUGUGUACUCACGCCGCGGGGAAUGGCACUGACGCCUUGAAGAACGUUUGCAAUGGGGACAGCGGCGGCCCACUGGUGUGUGGUGAUACAGUGGCUGGCCUUGUGAGCUGGGGCAGAACAGGAUGUGUGGGCUGUUCCCCGGACGUCUACACCCGGAUAGCUUUCUUCUAUCGGUGGAUCAUGGAGAAUCAGUAGAUCAAGAGAGUGGUUCCUUACGACGUUUGUCUUGUGGCUGCUGCAUCAAAGAUCCUAUACUACAAGAUGGUUCACUCAGAAAUAACAGUGUCCUCGCCAUACGCGCUUUUCUUCAGUUGGCUUGCCACCCCGGGGCAGUGCCACUGAUUGAAGUGUCUUUAGGCCAUUCCCAAAGGGGGGACAUUU